Molecule: messenger RNA, 1289 nt
Organism: Macadamia integrifolia
Lineage: Eukaryota; Viridiplantae; Streptophyta; Magnoliopsida; Proteales; Proteaceae
Product: DNA-directed RNA polymerase III subunit rpc6-like
Exons: 3
Coding region: 406-1128 (240 amino acids)
Biological process (GO): transcription by RNA polymerase III
Cellular component (GO): RNA polymerase III complex
Source: RefSeq, a predicted model, not a curated record
UGCAUUCGCAAUCGCAGCAGUCGGAUUAUUUACUGGGUUUGAAAGGGAGUAGAAGUUUUGACCCGACCCAAAUCCUCUCUUCAGCGCUUACCGUUGGAUUGAUUAAUGCCGCGUGUCGGAAGUUUAAAGCUUCUCCGCCGGUCUCCGCCAUUUUUCUUCCGUGUAACAAUCCAUGUGUCCGCUUGGGCUUCUUUUUUUCGGUAGAAGGGCUUCUCAAAGGUUAGACGUGAAGAGUUGGGUGGCUGGUGGCUGGUGGCUGGUGGCUGGUGGAAGGUGGAAGGUGGAAACCUUGAACUGAACUACAUAUUACAUGGGAACAACUUGCUGACCGAGGCACCGCUGCUCUUCGUCAUCCUCACCGGAUUAUCUCUCAACCUCGUUUUCUUUCUCAUACUGUUGGGAGAAAUGGGCCGUACACCUGACAAUUUAUCCCUCAAAAGAAGACGACCUGACCCAAAUUCUACCUCUCCAAGUCUAAAUGAUUCGGAACGUGUUCUCUAUGACCUGAUCAAAAGCAAGCAAGACAUGGGAAUCUGGAUAGGUGACAUGAAACGAGAAACAAAACUUCAAGACGCGCUUGUCAAAAAGUCCCUUAAGUCCCUUCAAGGAAAGAAGCUGAUAAAGGAGGUUGUGAGCAUCCAAAAUAAAGGGAAAAAACACUAUAUGGCAGUAGAGUUUGAACCCUCUAAGGAACUCACUGGUGGUGCAUGGUAUGUGGAAGGGAACCUAGACACUGAUUACAUAAAGCUUCUUAAAGAGCUAUGCUUGAGGCAUGUCUCCAAGAUGAAGGUCGUCACAACUGAAGGGAUAACAGAGUCAAUUCGUAGAUCUGGUGUCAUUAAAGUUGAGUGCACCACUCAGCAAAUAGCUGAAAUCUUGCGGGUUUUGGUUCUGGACAAUGAAAUCAUGGAGUUGAGGAGCACUGCGAUGGGUGAAUUUGCCUCUAUACCAGUGGGAACAGUUUGCUACAAGUGCUCAGCUAAAGGAGCCCCAGCGGGAGGGGUUUCAAAAACAGGUGCCAUGGCUUCAAUCCCAUGUGGAGUCUGUCCACGGAUAACUGAGUGCACACCAGAUGGUCUUAUCUCUCCAAGGACUUGUGUAUACUUCACUAAAUGGUUGGAUUUUUAGGUCUCCAAAUUUCCGGUAACAGCGACCAAAUUUUUUUAUAUGCAACAACUAAAUUAUUAUUUUUUUAUAUUAAAUGGUUGAAUCUGUUUGGAUAAAUAAUGAUAUUUUCUCUUCCCCUUGAAUUUAUAUAUAUUAUAUGGUUCUAGCGUUUUGCAUGCUCA